Wasmannia auropunctata (little fire ant) is the source of this 2388-nucleotide messenger RNA. RefSeq lists its product as uncharacterized. The transcript is spliced from 9 exons. The coding region runs from base 567 to 2144 and encodes 525 amino acids. Lineage: Eukaryota; Metazoa; Arthropoda; Insecta; Hymenoptera; Formicidae. The record is from RefSeq and is a predicted model, not a curated record.
UGUAGGGCUCACCACGGGCGCCAAUGCACGUGCGUGCAUGUUUACAUCUGUAUUCGUGUGCAUGUGUAUGUCCGUGUGUGCAUGCAUGUGCUCGCGCCCACGAAGAGAGUGAACGUCAAGCCGCUCGCUAGGGUGAACAGAAACAUUUUACGCUAUUUAACGGAUUUCAUGCUCAAGUGUCAAAGCGAUCGGCGUCCUUGCUGUAAUCAGCGAAGGGUUGUAUUAAUAGAACGGCGAUUCACUAUUUUGCAAAAUUUUUCUUAGAAUCGAUUUCGUAGCUCUUUGCUUCGUCGGCGAUGUUAAGUCCGAUGUGUAUAAAGUACGAACCGCGAAGUUGCUGGUUAUCGUCACAAUAGGCAAAUUAUUCGCUUGUAUUUUUUUCAGCCAAAGUUUCUAAAUAUAAGUAUAUAUAAUAUGAAACUGCUCUGUCUCUCUCUCUCUCAGUUGCUUUUGCGACAUAUAUGUCGAAAUUUCUGCCAAUAACGCAACACGCGGGAAGCAUAGUACUCAAAGAUUUCUUGCAGUAACUCUUCAAGGAAGUGCAUGUUGUGAAAUGUUUAUUUGUUAUGUACUUCUUUCACUGGGAAUUGAAGCUUUUAUUAACACAAAAUAAUCGUGCUGCGGAAGAGGCGCGUCAGCAGAUGCUAGCGAAAGAUCCGCCGGAGAUCUCAUGGGAGAAUACACUGGGCUCGCCCAACGGCGUGCCCUUCGACGACGACACGAAAGAGCUGCUGAGGAAAUGUCUCGACGUCUCCGUGCCGCCGCCGACUAACGUGGCGGAGCUAAUCAGACGAAGCAAUGCGUUCCCCACGAAGUUUCCAAUUAACACCGUAAGAUGUGCCGCUUUGAAGGACAGGGGGAUUGGCGCGGAUGCUAUCGAGUUGAAUGCAAAUUCGGUAUAUCCGUUGAUACACGAAGCGAUGUUGCCCUUGAUUGCGCGAUGGUUGAAACAAAAGCGGUUGUACGGUAGCUCUGUUGAGAAAAUUAUGUACGCGGACAUGGGCCUCGUCCAAUUCAUUCAUCGCCUACUGGAUAAAAGGGCGGCUUCCUUCGGCGGUCCUAAUGAUCGAUGGAAAUUACUCGAUAACAAGAGUGGCUUCGACGGAUGGGAAAGCGUCGGCACCGAUCACGAGAAGGAACCAUUGGUCCUAUCGAAAUGCUUGAGCUACGACGAGAUGAAACUGUCGGCAAUGAUGGUGGUGUCGUCUCACACGGAGUUCAUAAACGACGGCUCACGAAAUAAUAAAGGUAUCGUGAGCCGUGACCCAGACGCCGUCCAACCCAAAGGGAUUAUUAUGGGUGUUGUAGGCACAAGAUUCGAAAAGUCCCGAGUUAUGGAAUAUCAAGACAUUAUCAUCGCGCCACAGCAAAACAAUAUGGAUAACGGAUACGGAUCCGCGAUGGAUGGCACAUUCGAGGGAAAACGCGGGAUGCGUGUUUUAUGGGCCAAAUUUUACGGCGAGGAUUAUCACCCGCUCUUCGAGGAAACCGUGAAACGCAUGAAGUCGAAAGAGAACAGGCGAUAUGUAUCGUUGGGCAAGUUACUCGUUGGUCAGUUAAUCUUCGAUAUCGAGAACUACAUGAAGAGAACCUUGCUCUCCGUAGAAAUAAUACUACUCGAGGCGAACAGCCGCGCCGAGAAGCAAAACACGACGGCUUUCUUACACGUGAUUGGCUUUGGCCUCGGUGUCCGGAGAAUAAUUCAGGAUCAGGAAGUCUACUUCCUGAAAACGUUCGAGAUCGCCAUCAGGAAAAUGAAUAAGAAGCUCAAGUAUGUCUCUGACAUCAUGUUCGCUUAUUUCCAGCAACAGAAAUGCGGCGGUGCGGGAAACGGCGAUUAUCUGGGCGAUAUAAAGAUACAUUUUGCUCUGAGAGAACCACACAGCAGACUGAUCCGAGCCAAAGACGCGAGUAAACUCCUCGUUGUAACCUACGCUUGGGAUGGAAAUGCAUUGCCAGGGAAUGAAUUUUGGGUAGGAUGUCUAGAAACCAGCAGCGCUCCAGCUGCCGCGUGCAGCACUCAAAUAGCCGAGCUGCAUAACUCCAAAAUCAAUCCACGUGCGUGCGGCGCCAGCUUGCACGUCGCAUCCGCGGAGCAUGGAAUCCUGCACAUAUCGGAUUACGCGAAGCUCCAUCUUACUUAGGUAACCCUCGAUAAGCGCCUCCUUAUCGACGCUGGUCUUCCUUGCUGAAACCGAAGUUCGAUUUUGCGAUCCACUGGAACUAUAAAUAGUGUUGCCUUUAUAUUGUCAACACACACCUUUAUUCAUUUGAGAAAAAAAUCUCGCUUUUUUUCUUACCUUUGUAUUUCAUUAGAAGAAAUACAUAAUAAUCGAUAAUAUAUUGCAAGUACUUACCAGGAAAUAUUCGAUUAUCGAAAAAAUUGAA